Messenger RNA from Haliotis rubra (blacklip abalone), 1816 nucleotides. RefSeq names its product dynein light chain Tctex-type 5-B-like. Gene Ontology annotation, molecular function: dynein intermediate chain binding. The record is from RefSeq and is a predicted model, not a curated record. Gene Ontology annotation, biological process: microtubule-based movement. Lineage: Eukaryota; Metazoa; Mollusca; Gastropoda; Lepetellida; Haliotidae. The transcript has 6 exons. Gene Ontology annotation, cellular component: cytoplasmic dynein complex; cytoplasm. Bases 329 to 877 code for a protein of 182 amino acids.
CAGAUGUUGGUUGUAACAUGGCUGCAUGUUGUUGGAAACCAGGAGUGAGUUUGUCUACUUGAGUUUGAAGUACACAAUCACUCUAGCAGCAGUUUGACUUCAUUGUCAAUGAUUCUCAUGAGUUUUAUAAUGCCUAUUGAUUGAAAACAAGAGGAUGGAAGCAUGUUGCUAUGGUAAUCAGUAGUCUGUUUCCAUGGCAAUAGAGGAAGUUCCCUGGGAACUUGUGGUGUGAUAAUAUAUAGGAGAGUUCAUCGUCAAGUCCUGUGUCAUUACAUCUCCUGUGUGUGUGUUAACUUUCUUUUAUCUGGAUUACAACCUAACCUGGACAAUGUUUAGAAGCUACUACAACUGGGGUGAGAGGUGGUAUGUAUGUACACCAAUCAUGGACAAUUUAACUGCCGUCACUGCCGGGGGAUCCAGUCUGUUUGACCUCACAGGAAAGAGGCUUGCUAAUGCAGGAUCUAGCAUCACCUCAUUUGCCUGUGAACCAAACCAGGAUGACUCCAGACCUCCUCGAAGGGUGUGCUAUGAGAACACAUACCAGCUGGAGCCUCCCUCCAAGUUCCGACCUGACCAGGUCAAGCCUAUCAUAGAGACGGUGCUCAACACUAACCUAACAGGUAAAAAGUAUGAUCCUAUUGAGUGCUCGCUGCUGUGCAAAUUUCUCUCUGAUGACAUCAAGGCAAAGGUGAAAGAACUUAAUUUCAAACGGUAUAAGAUCAUUGCUCAGGUGACAAUCGGGGAGAAGAAGGACCAAGGAGUUCGAGUGGGCAGCCGCUUCCUGUGGGACUCUGACAGGGACAACUUUGCCUCGGCUGAAUUUGAGAACCGCAGCCUCUACGCAGUUGGUAUGGUCUACGGGGUCUACUUUGAGUGACCACACUGUGUUGACCACCUCCGUCCUUACAUGGGGCUAAGCAAAAAUGCCCUGACACUUGUGAUAUAUAAAUAUACAGUUAUCCAAACUGUGAUGACAUUUGUUUGAUCAGCUUUGAAAAUACCAGUGAGUUAUUAUGCAAGAUUACCGGUAUAUGGUUAUUGGGUUAUUAGCAAGUCCCAGCUUACUUAAGAUGAUUCUUUAUCUCAAGACUUCAGUGAAAUGACAGGCCACCUUCCAUCAAUGCAUAGCAUUUAUGCAUAUAAUCUAUUGAUGAGGAUAACUUAUUUUUCAGAUAAUGACAAAACGAUUUCAAAACUGAAGUAAAAAAAUGUAUGCGUCAUGUGAAAUAUUAGUCUGCUUUUGAUAAACUAGUAUUUGCAUCUACCAAUUUGUACUAGUUUAAAAAUUUCAAAAAUAGAUAGGCUUUGAUGUAACAGUGAAUUUAGAUCAAAACAGAGACUAUAUAAAAUUGUUUGAUAAUAAUUAAGCUACACAUUGAUUAGCUAAUGUCCAUCAUUACAUACUGCCAAGCCUCUCCAAGGCAGGACAGUCACACUGGUCCAUUCUUCAUUAGGAGCCAAGAUGAUUGUCCCAUGUUGAGGUGCGACUUCCGACACUGCUGACCAGUAAGGUCUUACAGUACUAAACACAUCAAUACUCUGAUGUUAGCUUAGCUCAAGUGGAGGUCUAAAAGGAGAGCUAUUCUCGCAGGUUGAAUUGGAUAUGACUGAACCCUGGAGAACACGGUCAUUAAGUAAAUACAUGCUGAAGUGUGCUCUUGCUAGUCGUCAUGGAAAUGUGGUUGUUUUAUGAAGUCAUUAUAUUGUACAUGUUGAAAAUUGUUUAUGAUGGUCAUGAAAGUGCCCUAGUUGUGUUUGUGAUUGUUUUAUAUUCAGUGACAACUUCUGCAAUAAAUGUUGUUUUUAUUCUGCAAAA